AUGCGCUUCCUCUGUCUCCACGGCGGCGGCACAAACGGCGAAAUCUUCGAAAUCCAAACCGGCGGCUUACGCCAACAACUAGAGAAACAUGGCCAUAAGUUCAAAUUCAUGAACGGCAAGAUCCCUGCCAAAGUCGAAGAAGAACUCGAAGGCAUAGUCGACGGCCCCUUCUACAACCACUACAACCGCGGCCCAAACCCGCCUGGGUCAAGCAUGCUCGAAGCAAUCGAGCACACCAAGCGAUUCAUCGCAUUGCAAGGCCCCUUCGAUGCAGUAAUGGGUUUCUCACAGGGUGCAGCCCUUGCCGCCUCAUUGCUGAUCCAUCACAGCAGGACGCGUCCGGCUGAGCCGCCGCUGUUCAAGGUGGCGGUGUUUAUCUGCGGUGCGGCGCCGUGGGAUAGUUCGGGGUUGCAGCAGAUUGCGCCGCGGGAGACGUAUCCGAUUACGGUGCCGACGGCGAAUAUUGUGGGCAAGGCGGAUUCGCUGUUUGAGGAGGGGGUGAGGCUUUAUGGGCUUUGUGAGCCGAAGAAGGCGGGGUUCUUUGAUCAUGGGUCGAAGCAUAUGGUGCCCUUUGAUUUGAAGAAUACCGAGGAGAUGGUUAGGGUUAUUUUGGAGGCUGUGGAGAAGGCUGGUUAG
Molecule: messenger RNA, 636 nt
Organism: Penicillium bovifimosum
Lineage: Eukaryota; Fungi; Ascomycota; Eurotiomycetes; Eurotiales; Aspergillaceae
Exons: 3
Coding region: 1-636 (211 amino acids)
Cellular component (GO): cytoplasm; nucleus
Source: RefSeq, a predicted model, not a curated record